This is a messenger RNA of Ostrinia furnacalis (Asian corn borer), 2885 nucleotides long. RefSeq lists its product as uncharacterized. The record is from RefSeq and is a predicted model, not a curated record. The coding region runs from base 317 to 1249 and encodes 310 amino acids. Lineage: Eukaryota; Metazoa; Arthropoda; Insecta; Lepidoptera; Crambidae. The transcript is spliced from 6 exons.
UUGACGUCUAGUUAUUGUGUGUUUUUGAUUGUGUAAUUUUGCACUAAAAUACCUCUUUAUUGAUAAAUGAUUAUUUCAGUUAUUGUUAAAACUGGCGAAACUACUGUACUUUAGUACUGCUUUUGUCUAAACAAUAGUCUCUUUUAAGAUUUUCUAACCUUAAACAUACCAUAUCAAUCAAUCCAAACGCUUUCCAUUCUCUCGAUCUUUGUACGUCGUAUAAAAACGUGUUGUUAACUAAAGCGAUUAAUAAGUCAAAGUGUACAUCCGUACGAUUGUUUGUGAGUUGCUUGUAGCAUGUUUUGUAUGAACCAAAAUGUCUCUUUCUUUGAAAGACCACAAGGAAAACUUUCGCUUAUUGGAUUUGUCUAGCGACGAAGAAUCCGAAGAUUUGCAUUUAGAAAUUAUUCCAAGUCGUAAAAAGAAAAUCAGCAGAAAGGAGCGAAAUAGAGGCUCAGCCCCAAAAGCUCCCGAACCAAAUAUCGGAGCGGAAGUAAGAUGUGCGUUACAAUGGGCGCUCCGGGGCACUCUCAUCCUGUGGCUGCUCAUGCUCACGUGGAUAUGCGCUGCUCUCUACGACCAAGUUACUGUUAUGAGCAGAGAAGUUGCCAAAGUAACAACAAGCAGCGUCAGUGUAGGUGACGCGCUACAGAGCUGCCACUCGGCGGCAAAAGAGCUGCAGGCCAAUGCCAGCGAUCUUAGCAUAAGGUUGACUAAGUUAGAGUACGAGUACCAGGAGCUGACCAAGAGAGUGGACAAGGCGGCGGAGGAGGUGUCCAAGGUGUCAGAGAAGUUGGCAGCAGAACCAAUGCUGGCAGACACGCCAAGGAGGCUGGCUGACCUGCAACGCACUGUCGCUUACUUCGGGUCCCAGAUAAGUGGUUUCGAAGAGUCCCUAAACCAAGCGCGUAAGCAAGCGACGACAGCUGUCUCUGGUGUCGACGAGGUCAAGACAAUGCUUCACACGCUGGAAGUCAGGGCCAAUGAAACUAUUGCCAAUGUGACGGACAACGGCAAGAGAGACGGCGAGCUGAAGGAACAGGUCGCGAGUCUAAACACCACCCUUGUGGGCAAGGUGGAGGCUUUGGAGACGAGGAUAGAGCUGAUUAAUAAGCCCACAAGCACAGCAGCUCCUACCACUGCAGCCACGUCUACCACGAGCAGCACCACAUCCUCGUCUACCAGCACCACCACAGCGGCCCCUGGUCCGCCGGCAAAGCCGUUCGUUUUACAGUCACGGGAACACUAGAUCCACGCAGCAAAAGAGACAGAUUGCUCAGUAUCAAACUCAAGACAUUGCGUCCACAAGACAAAUAAGCGGGGUUACUCCGAAAAACGUUAUGCGAAAUUUCGAAUGUUGCCAUCCUUCUCACGCACAGCUAGAGCGACGGUGACAGAUAUACCCAAAACUACGUAACAGAGUUUUCGGAGUAGCCCUGAUGUAGGCGUACCGGGUAAAGCAAAGGAUACCCUCCAGCGUAACUGUUAAGGUUGAAUGUUAAUAGUUUUAUGGGACGAGUCCACAUUUUUGAAUCGAGGCGAUUCAGCCAUAUUCGUAGUCAAGUACUCAGUAUAGCGUAAGGUAACUCUGUAUGCAGGAAACGACUAGUAUUGAUAUUAUUAUUUUUAUUAAGUCGUCUUUACAAGAGAUGUCAUCAUUCCACUACAGUACCUACUAUAGAUAAAUAUCGGGUUAUUUCGUUUAUAACGUAGAAACCGAUUAUUCAUAACAGAUAACAAUAAAAUAAAUAACAGUUUCAUGAAAAGUUGUUAUUAGAUACAGAUUGAUAUUGUGCUGUGUACUAUCCUUAAAUAAAAUAAUUAUAAUGAUAAUAAAUUUAAUUUUUGUUUAAAUAAGUGUGGGGUUUUACAGUCUUGCUCAAUCUAUUAUUAGUUAUUUGCUUUCCUUUGCCGUUGACCGAUCCCAUAACGAUCUUACAAGACAUUGCAAUGGCUUCUAGAAAUAAGUGUUCGUUUAAUUUAUUCAUCGAUGAUAUUGGACCUUUGAAUGAAAAUCCCCUUUUUCGUCAUAUAUUUUUUGGAAGGAAAGUGGAUCAAUCCGAGUACAAAAAACGUACUUCUGAGGGUAGGAGUGACUAUGUGUCAUUUCAGUAGAACCAUGUCAGUGGGUCUAGACAAAGUGCAAAUUAUAAUCGCAAACCAGUCGAGAAAGUGGUCGAAAAGCCCCUUUUUUGUAUGGAGUUUUGACGGAUUCGAUUUUCGAUUCGAUCAAAAAGUGCGUUUUGUCUAGGGGGGCUGAGGGCUAUGGUGGCUCUGACACAUAUUAUGACAGAAGAAAAAGUUAUGUUUUGUGCAAAUUUUACAAUGGUGUGUGUGUUGAGUGAAGUUUCAUGCUCGUCGUGAAAAAGUGCCAUUUUUUGGUGGCUGAUCUCUAAUCUUUAAGGUUUAUAGACCUAGGCUCCAAUGAGGUGAUUGAUAACUAGGUUUACUACUUAAGAGAAGUAGAUAAAUGUAUUAAAUACUUCUAACUUACAUUCGUAGAUACAAGUCGUUUUCUGCUAGAGUCGGAUAGUUUGGCCUUAAUAAUUUAGUUUGUUGGUGAAUUCCGUGGGCGUUGCCACGAAUGUACAGGCGACAGCACAUCAAGCUACGUGACAUCUUAUGUGUGAUGUAAUAAGGUUUAUUUUCCAACAAAAAUAGUUUGAUUUGCUGUCGAUAGAUGUACCUUGUGAACCAUUAACGAUCAGUAAGAUAAGUUACGUCAUACAUGCAAUAAGAGGCGAGUGAGAACAUACGAUACCAAUGUAAAUAUUAUAGUUUUACUUGUAGAGAAAUGUGAGCGCACGAGUGUUUGGAGUUGUCAAUAAGAGUGUGCGUUUUAUUACUUGUAAUAAAUUAUUGUUAAUAGAUCAAUUAUUACACAA